This is a messenger RNA of Aspergillus saccharolyticus JOP 1030-1, 1859 nucleotides long. RefSeq names its product glycerol-3-phosphate dehydrogenase family protein. The transcript has 3 exons. Gene Ontology annotation, biological process: glycerol-3-phosphate catabolic process; carbohydrate metabolic process. Lineage: Eukaryota; Fungi; Ascomycota; Eurotiomycetes; Eurotiales; Aspergillaceae. Bases 332 to 1582 code for a protein of 416 amino acids. Gene Ontology annotation, cellular component: cytosol; nucleus; glycerol-3-phosphate dehydrogenase (FAD) complex. The record is from RefSeq and is a predicted model, not a curated record. Gene Ontology annotation, molecular function: glycerol-3-phosphate dehydrogenase [NAD(P)+] activity; NAD binding.
CCUACAUCAGGGAGCCACACUACCACCCACACCAGCCUUCGGCAGCCCACUUCACUGCUUUCAUUUGCAACCUUGCAUGUGGAUGCAGUCCCCAGUCCGUCUUAUAUCACACCCGUCUCGUCCACUUUGUUGGAAGACACUUGUGAUUCUACCUCGGCCCCAGGCACACCAUCGCCUCCUUCAUACUUUGUUAUCUACUUUAUUUUCUCCGAAAGCCGCGCUGCUUUCUGCUCCUCUUAGAGACUCUACUCCCUCAUUUCCCCACCCCGUUCGACACUUCUCGUACACUUCCUCUCGACCAUAUUUAGAACACUCAGAUAAUCACACGACAAUGGGCUCCCUCGGACCUUAUCAGCGUAAACACAAGGUUGCCGUGAUCGGCUCGGGAAAUUGGGGUACCGCCAUCGCUAAAAUCGUCGCGGAAAACACUGCCGGCAAUCCUGCCAUCUUCGAGAAAGAUGUUCAGAUGUGGGUUUUUGAGGAGAAAGUCGAAAUCGCCAAGGAUUCACGUCACUACGACCCUUCUUCCCCGUUGUGCCAAGGUCCCCAGAACCUGACGGACAUUGUCAAUACCGUUCACGAGAACGUCAAAUACCUUCCUGGAAUCACUCUGCCCGAUAAUCUACAUGCAAACCCCUCCCUGGUGGAUGCUGUCAAAGACAGUACCAUCCUUGUCUUCAACCUUCCCCAUCAAUUUAUCAUCAAGACCUGCGAGCAGAUCAAGGGGAAGAUCCUGCCCUACGCGCGCGGUAUAUCCUGCAUCAAGGGUGUUGAUGUAAAUGAAGAGGGGAUCAGUCUUUUCUCUGAAACAAUCGGAAAAAUCCUGGGGAUCUAUUGCGGUGCACUUUCUGGUGCCAACAUUGCUAGUGAAGUCGCGCAAGAAAAAUGGUCUGAGUCCAGUAUCGCCUACGAUCCACCGCACUUCGAUUCCAAGGCUCCUUCGCCGAACCGCUCUCCUUCCGCAUCAUCUGAGAACCUUGUCCAGUUUGAACACAAAGACGUAUCAGGCCAGCUCUCUCGGGUGAAAUUGCAGGCUUUGCCGUCCGAAUUCCCGCCUGUUGAUCAUGCUGUCCUGAAGUCACUAUUCCACCGUCCUUACUUCCAUAUUCGUGUCGUUAACGACGUUGCUGGAGUCUCCCUUGGUGGUGCUCUGAAGAACGUCGUCGCCCUCGCUGCCGGCUGGGUAGACGGCAUGGGAUGGGGCGACAAUGCCAAGGCUGCAAUCAUGCGGGUUGGGCUUCUUGAAAUGGUCAAGUUUGGAGAGAAGUUCUUCGGCGCGACGAUUGAGACCCGGACUUUCACCGAAGAGAGUGCAGGCGUCGCCGAUCUAAUCACCAGUUGCAGCGGUGGCCGUAACUUCCGUUGUGCGAAACUCAGCGUGGAAAGGAAACAGCCUAUCGAGAAGGUCGAGGAGACUGAGCUGAACGGCCAAAAGCUCCAAGGCACUCUGACCGCAGUCGAGGUGAACAAUUUCCUGAAGAAGCAGGGCAUGGAGGAUGAGUUCCCCUUGCUGACUGCAGUUUAUCGUGUGCUGACGGGAGCCAUGUCAGUGGAGGACAUUCCAUCAUACAUUGAGCGGUAAAUGAGACCUGAUGACAACUUUUCUUUGGCAGUGUUGUGUUGUUAAUUCACUGGGAAUUGUAUUACAAUGUUGAACAGAAAGCCGGACACUCCUUCAUACACGGAAACGAGCGAGUCGACGAGCGUUGGCGCAAAGCAGGCAAUUUUCAGCGCGCGGUUGUAAAAAAGGGAAGGAUGCAUGCAUAUACGACUUAACCAUCCCUUCCUGUUGCCUUCCUGGUCUGUUUGUCGACUUCUCUGCGACUUCACGCUUCCAAGCACAUAAAUAGACAAUUAUA